AUGGCGAGCUUCCUCAGAGGAAGGCAGGCAGGUAUACCAGAUCUGUCUGAGAAUAUCCUGCCAGGACUGUUCGGUCCAGACGACCGUUCUCGCUAUGGCAUCAAUUCCAAAAUCAGCUGUAUGGCCUUUGAGCCAGUCCAGUCCCUUCUGGCCGUCGGCACCACCGAAUCCAAGUUUGGCACCGGGCGAAUAGACGUCUUUGGCCAAAACCGAGUCCACAAGUUCUUCGUCCCCCCGCGGACGACCUCCUUCGCAGAUUUGCAGUUCUGCGCCAACAGACUCAUCAGCCUCGACACGAAGAACGAAGUUAUAAUCUGGGACCUGGACCGGGGGCAGCAGAUCACUGGCUUCCAUGCCCCCGGUAUCGUUACUGCUAUGACUACCGAUCCUAUGUUGGAUUGGUGUUUCCUGGGUAUGCAAACGGGGGAAGUCUUCGCCUAUGAUUUGGAUCGAGAGCGUCUGUCAAAAUUUCGCUUGCCCAACUUCUGGGUCGACAAAGACCCGAGAGCGACUGCUGUGGGACUGGUUUCCAUGCAGCUUCACCCCCGGGAUAUUGGCAAGCUACUGGUUGGGUAUACACACGGGGCCGCCGUUUACUCAUUCAAACAAAAUCAGCCAACCAAGUUUUACGAAUAUUCCAUCCCACCGGGAGCUCCUGGUGGCAACAGCCUGGCCGCCGACUCCCUGAGGAAGCCCAAACUCGUUCAAGCCAUAUGGCAUCCCACGGGUACCUUCAUAUUAGGCGCCUAUGAUGACGGUAGCCUCGUGUUCUUUGAUGCGAAAGAUGGUCGUGUGGUCAUGGCACGAACCUUGUACGAUGUGAACAUUGAUCAUCCCGGUCCACAUCCUGGAACGUCCCAACCCAAAAAGCCAUUCCUAAAGAUUGCGUGGUGUUGCAAACAGAAUCCCGAAGAUACUGCACUCUUAAUCGCUGGCGGCCAGACCUUGGAAGCGGAUGGCUUGACUUUCAUCGAGCUCGGUCUGACUCCCAACUACGCGACAAGUUCCUGGCAAAUUCUCACCGACUACCUCAAGGGGAAGCGGAAGAGCACAUUAGAAACGCCUAUUGGCGCUGAAGUUGCGAACUUCACCAUGGUUCCGAGAUCAUCGCCUCAUUUUGCGGGAGGUCAAGACCCCUUAGCCAUCCUGACGCAACUGUCUUCGGGAGAAGUUAUCACUAUGAGUUUCCCCAGUGGGUAUCAUAUCUCACCCACCAAUCAGCUUCAUCCGUCUCUAUCUCUCGUCCAUCCAUUUGCUACCAAGCUUACUGUCGCCACACUCGACCGUGAUAGGUGGCUUGGAAUGGUUGAAACUCGGUCAAAGGGGGAGCUUUUGCUCAAGGGUGGAGCUGAAGCAGCCCGCCCACGACGACGUUUCGAGGGUCGUACCAUCGUCCAGGUUGCACAUGCUGAUGGUACGGUGCGCAUCUGGGACGUAGGACAUGGUGACGAGAUCGAGAAUCCAUCGCAACUGCAAGUCGACGUUGCCAGAUCUCUCGACCGAUAUGAGGACAUUAACAUCACAGCCAUGAGCAUGGCACUUGCGACUGGAGAACUAUCCGUAGGCACAAGCAGAGGUGAAGUAGUAAUCUACCGUUGGGGAGGGAAUAGGCUUCACGGCCAGAAUGUUAACCAGAAGCUCGACUCUAAAAAUGGCGGGGGUUUGACGGACAUCAGCGUGAGAACGGAGCCGGACCUGAAAAGUGGCCUCCAGCCGUUCUCGCUCUACGAACUGCACGAAGGUCCCAUUAGCGCUCUCACUACGUCUGAUGUGGGCUUUGUUGCUGCUGGAUCCGAGAAUGGCUUUCUCAGCAUCAUUGACCUUCGAGGGCCAACGGUGAUGUUGCAGGCUUCGAUGGCCGACUUUGCGAAGCCCGAGAAGCGUACUUCCUUCCUCAAGAGCCGGUCUAGCGCCUCAGUUAGCAAGGACUGGGCAGUGGCAAUCGAGUUUGGUGUGAUGACACUUGACGACGACAAGUAUUCCAGUAUCUGUUGUUUUGUUGGCACACACCUGGGUAAGGUCUUUACAUUCAAGUUGCUACCCAAGGGCGGAGGCUACAAUGCCGCGUUCGCUGGUGUCACCAGUCUCAACGAUAAGGUCGUAUCCAUAUGUCCGAUAGUUGCAGAAACUGGAAAACCUGCUCUAGCAACAGGCCACGCGGUCGCGGCAUUGAAGGAAGGGAGACAUGUCAAUGGCGUACUCGUAGCUGUCACACAAUCCGAAGCUCGCAUCUUCAAGCCCGCCACCUCCAAAGGUGCAUCGAAGUCAUUUGAUGAUUACCUCUGUCACGCGGCCAAAGUGACCGAUUUUGAAUUGCACGGCUUUGCGUUGGUUGGGAUCUUCAAUGACGGGCAGACGAGAGCCUUCAGCUUACCCGGCCUCAAAGAACUCGGGAGUGCUCCGCUUCCAAUGAUGGACAGCAGCCGGGUCCAGGAUUCGCUCGUCACUGAAGACGGUGGACUAUUCUGUUGGACGUCGCCAUCUGAGUUUGCAGUGCUUCAAGCUUGGGGGACCGAGAAAAAGCUGGAGAACUCAGCUGAUGUUCUAGUAAAUCCCGCCCUCGUCACACCACCACGACCUACGAUUUCCAACAUGGCCUGGAUUUCCGGAACACAGUACGUCUCGCCGACGGACCUGGAUCUCUUGAUUGGCGGUCCCGACAGACCUCCGAGUAAGAGGAUGAUGGCCGCGACAACUGCCAUGGAACGGGAUGCUCGCGGGGGAGGGCCUUCAAGUCCAGGCGGCGCUGCCGGAAGCCAGGAGGGCUGGGGCGACUACCUCACGAGGCAACUGAACGAGCGCACGGAGAAGCUGAAUAUGAUGAAUGACAACAUGGACUCCGUGGCGACGAGUAGUCAGAAAUGGGCAGAGGAUGCUGCGAAGUUCGCCAACCGGCAGAAGCGGAAUAUGAUCCUGGGCAGCAUUACUCACAAGUUUCUAUGA
Molecule: messenger RNA, 2943 nt
Organism: Anthostomella pinea
Lineage: Eukaryota; Fungi; Ascomycota; Sordariomycetes; Xylariales; Xylariaceae
Source: the annotation of a GenBank genome assembly